This is a messenger RNA of Cimex lectularius (bed bug), 985 nucleotides long. RefSeq names its product copper chaperone for superoxide dismutase (gene Ccs). NCBI's taxonomy places the organism in Eukaryota, Metazoa, Arthropoda, Insecta, Hemiptera, Cimicidae. The coding region runs from base 101 to 970 and encodes 289 amino acids. The transcript is spliced from 6 exons. Gene Ontology annotation, biological process: removal of superoxide radicals. Gene Ontology annotation, molecular function: copper ion binding. The record is from RefSeq and is a predicted model, not a curated record.
AAGAAGGAUAUGUUGUUGUUAUUACUCAAGGCCGACAAGUGGCGUUCAUAACAUGAUUGUCAUUGAUAUUUUAUUCAUUUAUUAGUUUAUACAAAAGAAAAUGUCGUUACUUAUGGAAUUCGCUGUUAAGAUGACCUGCCAGUCUUGUGUGAAAAAGGUCGAAGAGAGCUUGACCGGUGUCGAGGGUUUAAAUAUAAUUGAUUUGUCAUUGGAGAAAGGGACGGUCUUGGUUGAAACAAGCUUGCCGUCAUCUGUCGUUCAAGAAAGAAUAGAAUCGAGUGGAAAAGUAGCCGUUUUAAAAGGAUACGGCUCCCAGUCUCAGAAAGAUGGUGUACCUAAGGCGGUGACCGAUAGCGUGACGGCUGCUGUUGCUAUGCUCGGCGGAACCAUCGGCUACGGCCUUGGAGUAAAAGGUGUCGUCCGGUUUGUCCAGAGGGGCGAUGAUUGUGUGAUUGACGGCACUGUCGACGGGCUCAGCCCAGGGUAUCACGGUCUUCACAUUCACGAAUGUGGUGAUAUAACUGAGGGUUGCAAUAGUGUCGGGCAACAUUUUGACCUUAAUGGUGGAAUCCAUGGAGGACCAGACGAUACACGAGAAUACAGACACACUGGUGACUUAGGAAACAUAACUGCUGGCAAAGAUGGAAGGGCUGUUUUCCGCAUUACAGACAAAUUUGUUAAAGUGUGGGACAUCAUUGGGCGUAGUAUCGUCGUGACCAGCAGAGAAGAUGAUUUGGGAAAAGGGAAAAGUGAAAUGUCUCCGAUUGACGGCAACUCUGGCGAAAGACUGGCCUGUGGGAUUAUAUCGAGGUCUGCCGGUCUUUUUGAAAACGACAAAAAGAUAUGCGCUUGCGACGGUGUGACCAUUUGGGAUGAGAGAAACCGACCAUUGGCUGGACCAGGGCGUAAAGUACAAAAUGGAAACAGCCUCAUUCAAAAUGAAGAUAAAAAAACUUGUACCACACAAUAAACCAUUUAAUCAUAA